UUUUAAAAAAUGUACAGUAUACAAACCAUUAUUGUUAGAAUUGAUAUAUCUCUGAUAUAACAGAUCACACAGUAAAGUACUACAAUAUUCAAGCUUUUGAAAAUAAUAAAGUAUUGGAGUAAAUCGAAAUAAUGGAUAAACCCUUAAUAGGAAGUGGCCAAAUCAAUUACCUAACAAUGACAAAUGGAGAAGAUGGAAUAAUAAAAGGGGGCCGAACGACUACUUCAUGGACAUGCAAGUUGCAUCCUGUAUUCUACGUCACGACGUCUGCCGCGUGCGUGCUAAUGACGUGGUGCAUGAUGUAUUUUUUUUUCGACAUGACGCCCGACUCGCAGCUAGCCUCGGUCGUUUUGUUAAUCUCAUGUUCGUGGGCAUUUGGAAAAAUCGCAGGGAUGCUGUACUUGCCACCGCUGCUCGGCAUGUUACUUGUCGGCGUCGUGCUCCGUAAUACCGGUCUCUACGAUGUGAACCAAAACGUCUUCCAGUCGCAUAUUAUCAACUUGAGGGAAGUGGCGCUCACAGUGUUGUUAGCGGCGUCCGGUCUCAGCCUUGACCCAGCCAUGUUGAAGAAGCUCAGUCUCGUCGUCACCCAGUUGGCCAUACUACCGUGCAUCACAGAAACAAUUGCCGCAGCCGUGGUUACACACUAUCUACUAGGACUUCCAUGGAUCUGGGGACUGUUGCUCGGAUGUAUUUUGAGUCCGGUCAGUUCAGCGGUAAUCCUUCCGGCCCUGUUAGACUUCAAACAAAAGGGUCUCGGUGAAGAUAAAGGGAUCAUAACAUUGGUGAUGGCCGCGUGCAGUUUCGACGACAUAUUUUGCAUUUCUGCAUUUGGAGUGUGUCUCAGUAUUAUAUUUUCCGAGGGUAGUUGGCAGACGAACGCCAUACGAGGACCCAUGGAAGUAGGCAUCGGAAUCUGCGUAGGCAUCGUUUGGGGCUUAAUCACCGGCUUCAUCCCGCACAAGUGCGAAACAAGUUUGACUUUUAAACGGACGUACAUAAUAACGACUGGCGGAGUGUUGCUCACAUUCGGGUCGAAAAUGAUCGACUUACCGGGUGCCGGUCCUCUGGCAAUCAUGACGGCUGCAUUUGUUUCCGCGAUAUGCUGGAAAAAAAACGAUAGUUAUAGCGAUAACGUGGAAAUAGCGACAAACAACGUGUGGGACUUUAUGGAGCCUUUAUUAUUCGCCUCAAUCGGCACGGAAAUCGAUUUGAGCAGCAUAAGACCAACGUUAAUUACGUCAGCGUCUAUCUUAUUGGUUAUCACAUCAUUGGUAAGAGUGGUCACGUGUUUCUUCGUUUUAAGGGAUACUAAUUUCAAUUUACGUGAGAAAAUUUUCGUAAAUAUUGCGUGGUUACCAAAAGCAACAGUUCAAGCAGCGAUUGGACCAAUCGCAUUGGAUAUGGCACGCAGUCGUGAUGAUCGCUUAAUCCCAUAUGCAUCUGAUGUAUUGGCAAUCAGUGUAUUAGCAAUAUUGAUCACUGCACCGGUUGGAGCGAUUAUCAUGACACUACGAGGAGAAUACUUAUUGAGGAAACAAUAUUGAUUAAUUAUUAUUUAUACCGAACAGAGAAUCUUGUUCAAACAGUGAAAUUAAUAAUUGAUCAAUAUUAGUUUGUUCUAUUAUUAAUGCUAGUCAAAUUUUCAUUGUUGUUACUUAAAUACAUAAAACUAAUUUCUUGGUUUUUA
Messenger RNA from Rhopalosiphum maidis (corn leaf aphid), 1690 nucleotides. RefSeq names its product sodium/hydrogen exchanger 9B2-like. Gene Ontology annotation, molecular function: antiporter activity. Bases 132 to 1547 code for a protein of 471 amino acids. NCBI's taxonomy places the organism in Eukaryota, Metazoa, Arthropoda, Insecta, Hemiptera, Aphididae. Gene Ontology annotation, biological process: proton transmembrane transport. Gene Ontology annotation, cellular component: membrane. The record is from RefSeq and is a predicted model, not a curated record. The transcript has 11 exons.